AUACAGCGCUUGAUGAAUGGGAAACUGGGAAUGGGAUAGGCACAGGCACGACUAGGGGGGCGGAAACCCAAUACCGUUAUCGCCUCCGCCAUUGACUCCCAUCUCUCCAACCCCCUCUAGCCCAGCCUAGAAUCCAAAAAUUCGUCUAGUAGUUUUCAUUUCAUCUCGGCGGCCUAGUCCUCUCGCUUUCUCUCUCUCUCGCCGCCCGUCGUCCUCCUCGUCCUCGACUCGAUUCGAUUCGGAAGACAGGGUGGUGGUGAUGCCGCUUGUGGAAUCCCCUCAGUGGCGCCGGAAGGCCACCGAUUUCUUCUCCUCAUCCAGCUUCAAGCUGAAGCAGGCAGGGCAGUCUGCAGGGGAUAACAUAGCUGAUGUUGCUGGGAAGGUCGGGUCCGUGGUGAAGAGCCGCUGGGCUAUCUUCCAGGAUGCUAGGCAGCGGCCGCCGCCACCAGGCGAUACCGUGCAGGAGCGCUUCAUCUCUGCUGCUGCCAACACUGGGGUGAUUCUCAGGAAGGGCAUUUCAGAAACGAAGGAGAAGGUUGCAGUGGGGAAGGUCAAAGUUGAAGAGGCUGCUAAAAAAACUGCGGACAAAAGCAAAACUAUUUUGAACAACAUUGAACGCUGGCAGAAGGGAGUUGCCAGCACCGAUGUCUUUGGUGUUCCUAUUGAAGCCACCGUUCAACGAGAGCAAUCUGGUAAAGCUGUGCCCCUGAUACUGGUGAAGUGUGCAGACUACCUGGUUAUAUCAGGCUUGAGUAAUGAGAACUUGUUCAAAUCCGAAGGUGACAGAAAAGUUCUUCAGCAACUAGUUUCACUUUACAAUGAGGAUUCGGGUGCAUCUUUGCCUGAUGGUGUAAGCCCUAUUGAUGUAGCUGCGCUGGUCAAGUGUUACCUUGCCAGCAUCCCUGAGCCGCUUACUACAUUUGCUCUGUAUGAUGAGCUUAGGGAUGCAAGAGUUAGCAUUGAUGAUCUAAAGAACAUACUGAAGAAGCUUCCAAAUGUGAACUACAUGACACUAGAAUUUGUUACGGCAUUGCUACUGAGAGUAAGCCGUAAAUCAGCACUUAAUAAGAUGGACUCUCGUACCCUUGCUGUGGAGUUCACGCCUUUGAUCAUGUGGCAGCAAGGGGAUUCUGGAACAGAUAUGCGGAAUCAUCUCAGAUUCACACUAAAACCACCUCCGAAAAUCGUGGAUACAACAUCAAAUACCUCUACAUGGGACCUGCUAGAUGAGGAUGAUGUGGAUGCUUCCUCGCAAAUUCCCUUGGAUGACGCUUCACCCCCAGACUACAGCGCCAUUGAGGUCAUCCAGUGCCUGAUUGAGCACCACAAUCCCAUAUUCACCGACGCAAACGAGACUGUAUGGAGGUGACCUGGCCCGGCGUCUCCUCUUUAGGUUUAUAUGGUGUUUAGCUCGUGCUCUGUACAAGUUCCAGGUAGGAGUAUGAUGUGGAGUGCCGCGCAUAAUUCUCAGGGUCAAGCAUUUUGGUCCAAACUUUAUGUUGGGAGUAAAAAUAGGAACUGUAUAUACGCUAGAAUUAAUUCUCCACAUGACAGAGUUGCCCUGUGGCUUUGUCCAUUAAUAAUGUAGCAUCAUUAUUCU
This is a messenger RNA of Lolium perenne, 1600 nucleotides long. RefSeq lists its product as uncharacterized. Lineage: Eukaryota; Viridiplantae; Streptophyta; Magnoliopsida; Poales; Poaceae. Gene Ontology annotation, biological process: signal transduction. The record is from RefSeq and is a predicted model, not a curated record.